AGGAUGAUGAGAUGCAAAGCAUUAGAAGUCUUAUUAAUUCUGCAAUUCUAGAUCAAGAUGUGAAGGGUGGGUUGAGAUGGCCCUUGGGGAAGGCAUCUUCUGGAGGUAGAUAUUGUGUGGUGGGGGUUUGGCACACAAUAGCUAAAGAUUAUAAAAGUUCAUCAUUGAGCCUGAAAGUGAGACAUGCUGAUCGAUAUGAUUUUAGAACUUCAACUGGGGAAGCUACAAGGGAGAUAAAUCUGAAGCUGAAAAACAUUGUCUCAUUAUUACAGGAUCAGGAGGUUGAGGUUAGUUCGGUUGCUGAGAUGCUUAAAGACAACUUGAAAUUGAUAUGGGAUCAUUUCUUAUGCUGUGAACAUUUUUUGACAUGAAAUAGCAAAAAAGGUGUUGAAAAGAUAAAAACAGAAGGGACACCAUCCGGAAAAGGGCAGUUUGAAUAUUUUUGAUAUGUUUAUGGUGUAUUUGCUUACAUUU
Molecule: messenger RNA, 474 nt
Organism: Quercus robur (English oak)
Lineage: Eukaryota; Viridiplantae; Streptophyta; Magnoliopsida; Fagales; Fagaceae
Exons: 2
Coding region: 12-371 (119 amino acids)
Source: RefSeq, a predicted model, not a curated record